This is a messenger RNA of Naegleria fowleri, 1299 nucleotides long. RefSeq lists its product as uncharacterized. The transcript has a single exon. Lineage: Eukaryota; Heterolobosea; Eutetramitea; Acrasida; Naegleriidae. Gene Ontology annotation, molecular function: ATP binding; ATP hydrolysis activity. The record is from RefSeq and is a predicted model, not a curated record. The coding region runs from base 1 to 1299 and encodes 432 amino acids.
AUGAAAGACGAAUCAAAGUUCAUUCCUACCAUUUCUACUCUGUUAAAACAACUCGUGGAAAAGUGGCGAGAUCGAAUGAGUUCUCUUGACUUUGACCAAAAGUUUGACAAGUCAUUACUGAGAAAGGAACUCAUGGAAGGUGAUCAAGGUAUUGAGGAAGAAAUUCGGAAAAAGGUGGACAAUCAAAUACGAGAGGAAUUGGACAACUUGAGGAUGCAACUCGAAAGUGAAAAUCCCCCAAAAAAGCCAACAAAGGAGAAGCCUCCUCCAAAGCCCAAGGAAGAAGUGAAAAUGCCAUCUUCUGAAGCAUUCUUUUCAGAUUUGGCAUCUAUGGGGAUUAUCACCAAAGUUCCACCUAUAACAUUGGACUCUUUCUUGGGAGAGCCCCGACUCAUUGGUUCCAUUCUUGAGUGGGAAGAGCCAUCCCUCGCUCAGAUUCGUAACCUAUGCCAAGAAUUGAUUCUCUUCAUGUCAACACCUACAGUACACAAAGCAGCACCUCCUUUGCGAUCCAUUCUCUUUUAUGGUCAUAAGGGUACAGGAAAGACCCAUCUCGCACAUGCCAUAAGCCAUGAAUUGGGAGCUGUUUUCUUUGAUUUAUCUCCAGCAGUCACUCAAAACAUUUGUACAGAACAAAGUGAAGCAACCACCAUGAUUGGAAAGGUAUUUCGUGUUGCAAAGGACAUGCAACCUGCCAUCAUUUACAUCGACGAUUUUGAUACCAUUAUUAAGGGAAAAGGAAAGGGAAAAACGAAAGCCAACAUGAAACGUUUGAGAAAACCACUCCUCACUCAAAUGAAGGCCAUGUCACCCGAUGAUCGAAUUUUGAUCAUUGCCAACAUGAAUGAGCCUUGGGAUGCUGAUGCAGCUCUUUUUGGAGACUUUUUCGAUCGCAUGAUUUACACGACUCUUCCUGACUAUUCAUCAUGCAGAGUCAUUUGGAAAACAUUGCUCGAGAAAGCUAUGGCCCGCCCAUUAAGCGAAGAAUUUGAUAUACAUACUCUCGCUCACAUUUCAACCAAUUAUACUGUUGAAAGUAUCAAACUUAUCAUUGAGAGUGUAAUCAACGAAAGAAGAAUUGCCAAACUUGACACAAAACCUCUUCAAGUUGAUGAAUUUGUUGUUCCCUUGUCAAAAAUCUACCCAAUCUACCAACAAGACGAUUUGAAAAUGAAACAAUUCACUCAAAAGCUUCCGCAGAAAUAUCGAAAAAAGACAAAGGAAGAGAAAGAAAAGGAAAGACAAGACCUUGAAGCAAAAAUGGCUGAAGAAAAGAACAAGAAUAAAAAGAAGAAGUGA